Messenger RNA from Serinus canaria (Common canary), 4696 nucleotides. RefSeq names its product exostosin like glycosyltransferase 2 (gene EXTL2). Gene Ontology annotation, molecular function: glycosyltransferase activity. The coding region runs from base 1670 to 2665 and encodes 331 amino acids. The transcript is spliced from 4 exons. Gene Ontology annotation, cellular component: membrane. The record is from RefSeq and is a predicted model, not a curated record. Lineage: Eukaryota; Metazoa; Chordata; Aves; Passeriformes; Fringillidae.
AAGGGGCGACGAGCGGGACGUGCGGUGCCAGGCGGUGCUGCGCGGUGCCGGGCGCGGGCAGUGCCGGGCGAUGCUGCGCGGUGCUGCUGUCUGGCUACACCCAUCUACUACGGGGUGCUGUUAAGAGAUGUUGCCCUCCAAGGGAGGGGACCCUGUUCGAGAGCUCUUUUUCUUGGAACGAGGAUUAAAAUACUGGUCUUUGAUGUAGCGAUUUUAUUUUUGUCAAUUUUGUGUUCUCUGCAGGUAGUAUUGUAUGAUUUUCAAAAAGACAUCAAUCUGGCAUUGAAAUUUCCUAACUUAAUUGGCAAAACUUAACUGCAUUUGCUUGUUGGAAGGUGCCGUGAUGCUAAUUUUAAAACACCUAAAUAGGCGUUUAUUUUGAGAAUACAUGGUAAUAGCAUCAUUGCCUAUCACUACACCUAUUGUAAGCACUAGAAGGUAUGGCAAGCAAAGUCUCAUAAACAGCCAGCAGUAUUUAUGUUUUCGUUUUAAGUAUGCUUUUAAAGUUUAAUUAAUCAUUACGAUAGCACUGGUAAGUGUUGCAACAAGGUUGCAAACUGCUGAAAGAGGAUCUGAGGUUCUCUUCUUCAAAAGCAUAUUUGAUGGGAAUAUAGUGGACCUCAUAAAUGCUGUGUUGCCACUGCUGCUAAUAAUUUUUAGAAAUCAGGCAUGAUUGUUUGUUCCCUAUAAAAUGAAGCAACCAGAACAAGCAGUUAGCUUCUGGAAAUAGUUUCAGUGACCUCUUGUCGCAAAGUAAUAGUAAGAUUUGAUCUCUGAUUUGGGGAGACCUGUAUAUGUGGAUGUAUUCAGACUGGUGUACACACAAAUAACAAAUCUAUAGUUUUAAGAAGCAAAUUUAUAUAGACCAAAAAAAUUACUCUCAUGGAAUUUCAUAGAGGUUCAAUUAUUCAACAAAUUCAACAAAUUAUUGUGCUCUAAGCUUUCAUAGUACCAUUCUCAAAUCAAAUUAAUGACUCUUUGGUUGUUCGGCGAGUUUUAAAGGAACAAAAAUCUCUCCAACAACCUAGGAGCACGGCUUUCUUGCUGUCCUGAGUCCUGUAUAUCCUUCUUUUAUGUGCUUGCACUCAUAUUUUUCCUGUUGCCAAACCUCAUGUGGAGACCAAAAUGCUGUAUCUUAAACCUCUGAUACAACUGAUAAUCUUAGUGAGAAUGUGAAGGGGAUGACCCAGAAAAUAAAAUAUUAUUGGGAUAAAAUUUAGUUUGCCUGACUAUGGUAGCCAAAUAUUUUUAGUGGUGCCUGGUGAGCACAGGAACACCUGUCAUGUUCUGAAGACCUACUUGCAUCUCCAUAGCUGAACUUAGGGAUGGAACACACAGACGUUGCACUGGCACAAAGCAGCAAUUUUACAAGCAGAGAAACAGACUGUUCUUUUCUUUUUAACCAUCUGGUGUAAUGACUGCUUUCAGGAGUGUUCAUUGAAAGGCAGAGAGAAUUAUUUAACUGAGCAUUAGGAAAAGGAAUGGGAUAAUUGCCACAAAUGCAUAUAUCAGUCAAUAACUGGAGGACCUUUUACUUGUAAAAGAAUGCUGGGUAGCCUGUGGAUAACUGUUGUUCUCCAGUUAUGGAGUCCCUUUAAUUUCCAGCAGAUUCAAAGAUCACAAACUGCCCUGUAAAAACAAGCCAGGAAAACAAUCCUGCGUGGCAACAAUGAGGUGUUUUCACUUCUGUAAGCUUCCAGGAAGAGUUAUGGGAAUCCGCCUACUGCGCUUCACCUCUGUGGUGAUCAUCGUCUUGCUUCUUGUGGCAGGUGCUUUAACAGCUUUGCUUCCCACUAUCAAAGAUGACAAAUUGCCCAACUCGAGAAGAGAGCCAAAAACCCAGACUCAGUCUGCCCUAGAUUCAUUCACUCUUAUUAUGCAGACAUACAACAGAACUGACUUACUGCUAAAGCUUUUAAAUCAUUAUCAAGCAAUCCCCCACCUACAUAAAGUAAUUGUUGUGUGGAACAACAUUGGUGAGAAGACACCAGAGGAAAUGUGGAAUUCCUUGGGGCCUCAUCCAGUCCCUGUUGUCUUUAAAGUUCAAACUGUAAAUCGUAUGAGAAACAGACUGCAGAAUUUCCCUGACCUGGAAACAAAAGCUGUUUUAAUGAUGGAUGAUGACACACUAGUCAGCGCUCAUGACCUUGCGUUUGCCUUUUCCGUUUGGCAGCAAUUUCCAGAGCAUAUAGUGGGAUUUGUUCCUAGAAAGCACAUUUCUACUCCGUCAGGCGUGUACAGCUAUGGCAGCUUUGAACUGCAGAACCCUGGAUUUGGGAAUGGAGAUCAGUAUUCCAUGGUGCUGAUCGGUGCAGCGUUUUUUCACAGUGGCUAUUUAGAAGAUUUUCAACAGCAGCCAGAAGCAGUUUAUGCCUUAAUAGAUGAAACUCAAAACUGUGAUGAUAUUGCCAUGAAUUUUCUGGUAGCCAAGCAUACUGGAAAGCCUUCAGGAGUGUUUGUGAAGCCUGUUGACAUAAGAAAUUUAGAAAAAGACACUAACAGUGGCUAUUCUGGAAUGUGGCACCGAGCAGAGCAUUUGUUACAGAGAUCCUACUGUGUAAAUAAACUUGUUAAUAUUUAUGAUGGCAUGCCCUUAAAAUAUUCUAAUAUCAUGAUUUCUCAGUUUGGUUUUCCUAAUUAUGCCAAUCACAAAAAUAAAAUGUAAGCCAAUGAAUUUAAAGUGUUAAAUGUUAAACAAUACUCAGUGAAUUGUACUGAGUUCAAGGAGAGAAGAAGGUGUAAUUACUGCAUCUUGGCCAUCCCUCUUUGUAGCCUCUGAUUUUGUCUCCACUAAGCCUUUUAUGUAUUUUCUUUCCUUUCCAAUUCAUAAAGGUAAGUUCUGAGAAAACCUAAAGAAUAUAUAAUCAUGCUUAGCUGUGAUAAAAUCAUCCUCUUUCCUUAAAACCUGAAAAGCUACUCUAAUUAGGUCAGUUCUUCAGAAACAUGCAGACAAAAAUGAACUCCUGCACUCCUAUUCUUCAGAUCUUAACUUUUGGAAUUUUUUUUCCCCUUGAAUAUACAUAUCCAGUCAAAUGAGGUCUAGGCAUAUUUGUGACAGUUAUAUUUUGAGAUGCUUCCUUGCCUUCCCACUCCUCACCUGCUCCUACCCAGUUUCCAGUGAAGCUGUAGAAGAGCUACAGUGAACUGCUGGUCAGGCUUCUGGCCUCCUGUACAAACCCUCUUGAAGUUUGUAUAUAAGCUACUCGGUGUUCUGAGAUUUCUUGAAGCUGCUAUGAAAGCCAGAAGAGUACCUCACCUUAAUCUGAGAUAGUCCUUAAACCAUUGCCUACAAUAUCUACUCCUGCUCAGUUAAUGGAAAAUGAUCUCUGAUGUGGCUUUUUUUUCUAUUAUUGAUUUGUCUGGAGUUGCUGAAACACUGCAAGCAGCUGAAAGGAAAAUCCUAUAGGUUGGAAAUAUAAGAAACAUGAAUACAUGGAAUAUGAAACUUAUAUAAGCAGCCAGAAGAAGAGGAUGUAUUGUUACUAAUUAAUAUUCUCUUUAGCACUUAGUUUUAUUUUGAUAUUUUGCAUAUAUGUUGUUACAAACACGCACCCAGGAAAAUUCUCAAUUAGUUAAAAAUUUCUUAUUUACAGUUCCUAGUAAGAGCAGGGUGUUUAACAUUUAUUACAGUGUACAUUUUGUAACUUUACAGGUCUACUGGUUUUUAGCUACUCUUUCAAUGAGUAUUUACUGUUUAGUUCCUUUUUUCCUCGGUUUUUGGUGGCUAUGAUAACAGAGUCAAAAUGUACAAUAAAUGGGUAAAGCAUUAUGAAAAAAACUAUUUUAAGGUACAGUGAUAUUUGACAGGGAUGGACUAUUAUCAGUCUCUGAAUUCCCUGACUUUAUUUCUAGCAAGAAACACAGCUGCUGUAAAUGGCUUUUGUUGGAUUUGGACUUUGUAAUUCUGGAAACCUUCUAUUGACAUAGGCAGGGCAAACCUUUUCCCAUGAAGUUGCAGAAAGGUUGGGCUUUUUUUUUUUUUUUUUUUUUUUCCUGUGUACGGAGAGACUAAAAGACAGUGAGUUUCCUGGGUCACAAAAACAGAUUUGGCAUCCAAAGCAGAUUUAGUUUCAUCUGCAUCAGCUUUUAAUUGAUUCUUAGAAUCAGUUCAAAGGUAGCUGUGGGCAACCAGUCACAGCUAAUACCUAGUAUAAUUCCAUCCCUUUUUUGUAAUAAGUUAGCUGUAAAAGAGUGAAAAUACGACAAGUUCUUUACAGCAGGAUGUGAGUCUUUGGGGGGAAUGAAGGAAUCUUUUGCCUUGUUCUACCAGUAUUAAAGGAUUUGAUUUUGUUCAGUGAAGUCUUCCUAGUACUUUUGUAAGAUUUAAAGGGCAGAAUCUUAACAUGGCAAUGUCAACUCUGCUUAAUUUUGUUGUAAUAGUGAAAAGUAGUUUUUCAUUAUUGUGCUGUAGUGCUAAGUAGUAUACAAACAGGUCUAUGAUCUUUCCAGAAGUGCAAAUUUCCAUGAUUUCUGUUCUGUGCAGUAUCAACUAGAGUUGUGAAGACUCACAGUUGUUGUUAACCUUAUUUCUGAAAUGUGAAAUGAACUGUCAACUCAGCCAAACCUUAGUAUCGGGCUCUUUGUUGGAGUGAAGGAGUUGUUUCUUCUGUAUCAGUGAAAGAAUUAAUAGAACAAGCUUUUAAUGAUACUGUUAAAUUUAAUUUGCACCAUUGUAAAAUAAAAUACAGAAAGCAGA